AUGGCUAAGUGGGUUCCUCUGGGCAUGUAUCCUGCAGCAGCAGAGAUGCCUCAGGACAGAAGCGAGAGAGGUAUGGUGCAGCUGAGGUUACGCUGUGUGCAGAUGAUCACCACAGAAACAGCUGGAGUUAAAAGUCACUCUGGGCGCAUCUGGAACAUGAGCGGCCGGGCCCGAGCGAGGGCGCGAGGCAUGGCCCUCAGCCCCAGCGCCGCGGAGGUGGGGCGCAUCCAGGCCUCGCCGUUGCCUCUGUCUGUUGCUCUUAGUGACAGUGAAGCAUCUUCUAGCAGUGACCACGUGGGAACCAGCAGGAUUUCACAGAAAUGUGAAGGUGGUCUAUCUUCUGGUGAUGCUGGAUGUACCUUCAAGGAAAGAGUUGGGAAAAUCAGACGAGAGAUGAUGGAUUUGAGUGUCUGUACCAGAGAGAAAUUGGCCCAUGUGAGAGACUGCAAAAGAGGUUCCAGUGGAAUACCUGUGAAACUGGUCACAAAUCUUUUUAAUUUAGACUUGCCCCAGGACUGGCAGCUCUACCAGUAUCAUGUGACAUACAGUCCAGAUAUAGAAUCUAGAAGGCUGAGAAUUGCUCUGCUUUAUAGUCACACGGAACUUUCCAACAAAGCAAAAGCAUUUGAUGGUGUCAUCCUUUUUCUCUCCCAAAAGCUAGAAGAAAAGGUCAUGGAAUUGUCAAGUGAAACUCGAAGAGGCGAGACUGUAAAGAUGACUAUCACUCUGACGAGGGAGCUGCCGGCAAGUUCUCCCGUGUGCAUGCAGGUCUUCAGUAUCAUCUUCAAGAAGAUCUUAAAAAAGUUGUCCAUGUACCAGAUUGGACGGAACUUCUAUAAGCCUUCGGAGCCAGUGGAAAUUCCCCAGCACAAAUUGUCCCUUUGGCCUGGGUUUGCCGUUUCUGUGUCACAUUUCGAAAGCAAGCUCCUGUUUUGUGCUGACGUGAGUUAUAAGAUACUCAGGAAUGAGACUGUUCUAGAAUUCAUGACGGAUCUCUGCCACAAAACUGGCAUGUCCUGCUUUACCCAGACGUGUGAGAAACAGCUGAUUGGGCUCAUUGUCAUUACAAGAUACAAUAACAAAACCUAUCGCAUCGAUGACGUUGACUGGUCAGUGAAGCCCACGCACACCUUCCAGAAGCGGGAUGGCACCGAGAUCACCUAUGUGGAUUACUACAAGCAGCAAUAUGAUAUUACCUUAUCUGACCUAAACCAGCCAGUGCUCGUUAGUCUGUUGAAAAGCAAGAGAAAUGAUGACGCUGAGGUCCGGAUGGCCCACCUGAUCCCCGAGCUCUGCUUUCUAACAGGGCUGCCCGGUGAGGCAACAUCUGAUUUCCGGCUGAUGAAGGCUGUGGCUGAAGAAACGCGCCUCAGUCCUUUGGGAAGGCAGCAGCGCCUGGCCAGGCUCGCAGAUGAUAUCCAGAGAAACAAGGAUGCUCGUUUUGAGCUGGAGACCUGGGGCCUGCAUUUUGGAUGCCAGAUGUCUCUGACUGGCCGGGUUGUGCCUUCAGAAAAUAUAAUAAUACAAGACCACACAUGUCAACCUGUGUCUGCAGCUGACUGGUCCAAGGAUAUGCGAACUUGCAAGAUUUUAAGUGCGCAGUCUUUGAAUAAAUGGUUGGUUAUGUGUAGCAACAGAGCUGAACGUGUGACGGAGAGCUUUUUGAACUGCUUGAGAAGAGUUGGAAGGCCCAUAGGAUUUAAUGUGAACCACCCCAAAAUCAUAAAAGUACAAGAAAAUCCAGCUGCAUUUCUUCACGCUAUACAGAAAUAUGUUGAUCCUGAGGUUCAGUUGGUAAUGUGUAUUCUGCCUUCUAAUCAGAAUAGCUAUUAUGAUUCCAUUAAAAAAUAUUUGAGCUCCGACUGCCCAGUCCCCAGCCAGUGUGUGCUUGCUCAGACGUUGAAUAAACAGGGAAUGUUGAUGAGCAUCGCCACCAAGAUUGCCUUGCAGAUGACCUGUAAACUCGGAGGCGAGCUGUGGGCUGUGGAGAUCCCUUUAAAGUCCCUGAUGGUGGUUGGUAUUGAUGUCUGUAAAGAUGCAUUCAACCAGGGAAUGGUGGUGGUUGGAUUUGUGGCCAGUAUUAACCCCAGAAUCACCAGAUGGUUCUCCCGCUGUAUGCUUCAGAGGACAACGGCUGAUGUUGCAGAUUGCUUAAAAGUUUUCAUGACUGGGGCACUGAACAGAUGGUACAAGCAUAACCAGGGUUUGCCAGGACGGAUAAUUGUGUACCGUGACGGUGUAGGGGAUGGUCAGCUAAGAACACUCAUUGAAUAUGAAGUUCCACAGCUACUGAGCAGUGUGACAGAAGCAAGUUCAAAUACCAGCCCCAAACUGUCAGUGAUCGUGGUCAGGAAGAAGUGCAUGCCACGAUUCUUGAUGGAAACAGGCCGAACUCUGCAGAACCCACCUCUUGGCACCAUCGUGGAUUCAGGAGCAACACGGCCUGAAUGGCAAGUCUGUUAGAAAAUCCGUUUUUAACAAAGCUUGACUGUGUGUGGUCAGGUUCAGUCCUGUUCUGCGAGCUUUCUUUCUCACAGUCCUUCUUUUCCCCUCAGGUAUGACUUUUACUUGAUCAGCCGGGUUGCCUGUCGGGGAACCCUUAAUCCCACCUACUAUAAUGUCAUUUAUGAUGACAACGGCCUGAAGCCUGACCACAUGCAGAGACUCACAUUCAAACUGUGCCACCUCUACUACAACUGGCCAGGCCUAAUCAGUGUUCCAGCCCCGUGUCAGUAUGCACACAAGCUGACCUUUCUGGUGGCACAAAGCACUCAUAAAGAACCAAGUUUGGAAUUAGCCAAUUCUCUCUUCUACCUGUGAUGACAUGAACCACGGGCA
Messenger RNA from Orcinus orca (killer whale), 2838 nucleotides. RefSeq names its product piwi like RNA-mediated gene silencing 4 (gene PIWIL4). The transcript is spliced from 20 exons. The record is from RefSeq and is a predicted model, not a curated record. Gene Ontology annotation, molecular function: piRNA binding; protein binding. Bases 1 to 2463 code for a protein of 820 amino acids. NCBI's taxonomy places the organism in Eukaryota, Metazoa, Chordata, Mammalia, Artiodactyla, Delphinidae. Gene Ontology annotation, biological process: regulatory ncRNA-mediated gene silencing. Gene Ontology annotation, cellular component: P granule.